Zalophus californianus (California sea lion) is the source of this 722-nucleotide messenger RNA. RefSeq names its product lipocalin 12 (gene LCN12). Gene Ontology annotation, molecular function: small molecule binding. The record is from RefSeq and is a predicted model, not a curated record. The transcript is spliced from 6 exons. Lineage: Eukaryota; Metazoa; Chordata; Mammalia; Carnivora; Otariidae. The coding region runs from base 1 to 624 and encodes 207 amino acids.
AUGGGGACCCAGGUGGGGCAGGAGGUGGCUCGGGACAUGGGGACCCAGGUGGGGCAGGAGGUGGCCCGGGACAGGGGGACCCAGGUGGGGCAGGAGGUGGCCCAGGGCAGGGGGACCCAGGUGGGGCAGGAGGUGGCCCGGGACAUGGGACCCAGGUUCCCACAGUUCCAGGGGGAAUGGUUUGUUGUCGGCCUAGCAGGCAGCACCCACAGGAAGAUGGACAGGUUCCUGUUGAACCCAUUCAUUGCAAUGUUCGAGCAAAAUGGAAACAGCCGCCUUAAAGUGUCGUAUGCCAUGACCCGGGGCCACCACUGUGUCACCUGGUCUUAUGUGCUGGUUCCGGCGGCGCGGCCUGGGAGCUUCUGGGUGGACCGCAGAGAGGAGCCCGAGGAGGUCCAGGUGUACGACACGGACUACAGUGUGUUCGCGCUGAUGCUGUUCCGAAGACAGUCAGGUGGCCAGAGUAUCCUCAGGGUCAACCUGCUAUGCAGGAUGUGGAUGAUCCAGACCCAGGUGCUGGACAAAUUUGUCUGCCUGGUCAGAGCUCUGGGCCUGUCGGACAACAACAUCGUCUUCCCAGACUUGACAGAUUGGUCACCCCAUCUGGGUACCUGCCAAAGGUGAACGCAGCUCCUCCCCAGCCAAGGCCUCUGCUCUCAGCAUGGAAUAAAUCCUGUGCCAGGAUCCAGGAGUAGGAGCCACCAUGACCUUGGGGUGGUAGG